AUGUCAUCGAGCGUUCAAGAAGUGUACCACGUCGUUUCGCACCGCCCGAUAUAUUUCUGGUCGGCGAACGACGUGGAUCAGUGGUUGAGGCGGAAACGGCCUCUGCUGGCGCUGAAAUACGCGCUCUCCUUCCUCCGCCACAAUAUAACAGGAAGAGUGCUCGUGGAGCUGACGGACGACGAUUUACGAGAAAUCGGGAUAGAAUUGAGCGACGAUCGACAAGGAUUACUGUUGGAGAUCAAAAAAGAAAAAUUGUAUAGUGAUCUGGACGAAUUUUCAAAGUUACGGACCCAAGCGGCGCUAAAUUAA
This is a messenger RNA of Caenorhabditis remanei, 309 nucleotides long. RefSeq lists its product as uncharacterized. The record is from RefSeq and is a predicted model, not a curated record. The coding region runs from base 1 to 309 and encodes 102 amino acids. The transcript is spliced from 2 exons. NCBI's taxonomy places the organism in Eukaryota, Metazoa, Nematoda, Chromadorea, Rhabditida, Rhabditidae. Gene Ontology annotation, molecular function: protein binding.